This is a messenger RNA of Candidozyma auris, 1710 nucleotides long. RefSeq lists its product as uncharacterized. The transcript has a single exon. Bases 1 to 1710 code for a protein of 569 amino acids. NCBI's taxonomy places the organism in Eukaryota, Fungi, Ascomycota, Pichiomycetes, Serinales, Metschnikowiaceae. The record is from RefSeq and is a predicted model, not a curated record.
AUGUCGCAACUCAAUGAUCCUGCCAUCAUUGACUCGUCCAUACUAUCGAUGUCUGACAAUGGCAAGCACAAUGGCUCUUCCUCGUCGCUGGCAACAUACCAGACGGCCAUAGAACAGUCUUCUGCAAAUGGUGCCUCCACCACGCUGGGCUCUCUAGAGCCUGGCAAUGCCUUGACCAAGCUUCUUGAUAGCGCUGUGGCCAACGCAGCUAAGGAGCUGACACCGGAACCUGACUCAUCUAAGGGCACGAGCCAGCUUGCACUUCCACGUCGCCCUUCUAUGCUGGACUUCAAGCCAGCAACGUCCAAGAUGUACGUCUACUCCAUCGACGAGCUUUUCAACCUUAGAACAUCGCCUGAUGUUGGUUUGUUCGAUACCUGUGUGCUCCCGGAUUCAGCAUUCUGGGUGAUUCGAGCGCCAAAUAAGAAGUCUCAGGAGAAGAAUGGGUCGGGCAGCUCGAGGAAUCGCCGGAGGGGCCAGAGCCAGAACCAGCAGCAACAACAUCAGUCGGACGCAGCAGGCAAGUGGGAAAGAAAACCUACCGGUUUUGCUAAGAGUGCUGAGCUUGACAAAAUGUCGGCAGAGAAGAUUUCUCAGUUACUAGGUGAAAACCCGGAGGAGGGCACACCCGAAUGGGAUACUCCUGGUGCAGCUGAGCUUCAGAUGGAUAUGGGCUCCACCGUCGAAGACUUCGAGCGUUGGAAGCAGCGCAUGCGUCAGAAUGAUCGUAGUCACAGCCAGCACGGUGAGGUUGAAACCUCACUUGCAGCGGAGCAAGAGACUCCGAAGGGAAAUGAGGUGGACAAUUUCUUUUCCUUUGUCAAACCAAAAGCCAAUGCUUCACAGGAAGCCUCCACCCCAGGCUCAGAGACGGGGAAGACCUCCAGGUUUUCAUCCUUUUUCGGUGGCCCGGGCCCCGAACAGUCACCAAAGCGCUCAGCGCCACCUCCAGGGCUUGCAUCCAGAGCACCCAUGGGCAAAGGGUCUGAUUCUAGUGGACUGCGAUUCUUCAGCAUGGCGCAGGGCUCUUCUUCGCAAAACUUGACCCCAACACAAGAACGAGCAGGUCUCGCUGGCCCUCCUCCUCCCCCUCCUCAAGCUCAAUUACCACAGCAGAGUCCCCUUCCAUCAGGAGGUCAAGGUAUGCCUCCUGGGCUCGGUCCAGCAGGUGGUGAUAAGGACUCGUUUUUCUUGUCCUUGAUGAACAAACGUGACCAAGGACUGCCCCAGACAGACAAAAGCGGUGAAAAUGAAAAGGCAUCUGGGCCAUCAAUUCCAGGGUUUGCACAGGGUGCUUCCUUUGCUCCACCUCAGGGUGGUCCUCAAAGUGGUCUUCAGGGUCCAAGGCAAGGGAUUCCUCCAUGGAUGAACAACCCACAAAUGGGAGGACCUCCACCUCCAGGAUUUCAAAGAGGACCUCAGCACAUGUACCAGUUCCAAGGACCUCCACCUCCAGGAAUGUUCCCUCCAGGCAUGCCCCCUCCACAAGGCAUGCCACCGCAAGGUUAUCCAAGAAUGCAGGGACAGCCCCAAGGAGGGCAAGGACAAAUGCCCAAUGGCGCACUCCCCGGUUUCUACGGUUUUCCCCCAGGAAUGGGUCCACCAGGCAUGCCUCCGCAGCAACAACACCAACAGUCACCACUGCAGCAGCAGCAACAACCGAUAGAGCAGCAGCAGCAGCAGCAGCAGCAGCAAAGACCGCAGCAGUAG